AUGUCUCUCAAGGCCAUUGCUACUUUUGUCCUCGCGGCCAGCCUUGCUGUCGCAAAGCCCAUUGCCCCUGUCGAGGCUGCUCCCGGUGUGACCAAGCGCCAGUUCGACUUCAACUCUGUUGUCAAUGGUUUCAACUCCAACAACGGCGGCUUCAACUUCAUCAACGGCUUCAACAACUUCAACCAGCAGCGCCGCGUCAUCCAAGUCCAAGAGCAGAGCCUCCAGAUCAUUGACAAUGGCGGACGGCAGCAAAUCGUCCAGCAGGUCGAGCAGGUUCUUGUCGUGGACCGUGUCAACAACGGCUUCAACAGCGACCUCAACGACCUCUUCCGCAAGAGCAACUUCCGCAACCAAUUCCGCAACGUCGCCACCGUUGUGCUCGUCGUCCAGGAGAUUCAGGUCAUCAUUGACGACCGCCGCCGCGGCCGCAUCCAGCAGAACCUGUUCGCGCAGCGCGCCAUUGUGGCCAACCGGGGCGCGCGCCAAACGCAAACCGUCAUGAUCUUCGACAGCCGCAAGCUGAUCGCCCAGGAUAUUCUGGGCAACAACGCCUUCAACAACAUUGGCCGAUUCGGCGGCAUCGCCGGCGCAACCGGCGUGAUCAACGCGAACCUUCCCGUCAAGACGGAUGGCGUCCAGGUCUUCGACGUCAAGCCUACCUGGACGGCUAUGGCCCAGGACCCUGCUGAGACGCUCGGCUCCAUCUGGCAGGAUGCUCUCCAGGACCAGCAGAAGGCCGAUGCCGACAAGGCGGACAACCAGCUCAACCAGCAGAUUGCUCAGCAGGAAAUGAAGGCCAUGCAGCAGGCCAUGCAGAAGCAGAACCAGACUCAGACGGCUGAUAAUGCUCAGCAGAAGGCGGAUGCGCAGAAGCAGGCGGAUGCGCAGAAGCAGGCCGAUGAUGCUAAGAAGGCUGCUGAUGCUCAGAAGAAGGCCGAUGAUGCUAAGAAGGCUGAUGACGCGAAGAUGGCCGCCGAUGCUCAAAAGGCCGAUGCUAAGAAGGCGGCUGAUGCUCAAAAGGCGGCUGAUGCCCAGAAAGCCGAUGACGCAAAGAAGGCCGCCGAUGCUCAAAAGGCCGAUGCUCAAAUGGCCGAUUCUCAAAAGGCCGAUGCCCAGAAAGCCGAUGCUCAAAAGGCCGAUGCCCAAAAAGCCGAUGCUCAAAUGGCAGCUGACGCCGCAAAGGCCUCUGCUCCCGCUGCCGCUGCCGAUGCUGCCCCUCCAGCUGCCAGCAAGCGAGCAGAGUAA
Messenger RNA from Exserohilum turcica Et28A, 1245 nucleotides. RefSeq lists its product as uncharacterized. The transcript has 2 exons. Bases 1 to 1245 code for a protein of 414 amino acids. The record is from RefSeq and is a predicted model, not a curated record. NCBI's taxonomy places the organism in Eukaryota, Fungi, Ascomycota, Dothideomycetes, Pleosporales, Pleosporaceae.